AUGGCUGGUGGAAAGAAGUCCUACAGUGGGCCAUGUGGGGGCCGCAAUUGCAGUGCUGGAUGCAAAUGUUUUCCAGAGAAGGGUGCACGGGGUAGACCAGGACUGAUUGGGCUUCAAGGACCAAUAGGAGCACCUGGAUUUACGGGCCCAGAAGGUUUGCCUGGAGCAAAAGGUGAGAGAGGAGCAGUGGGCCCUCCUGGACCAGCUGGACAGAAAGGUGACAAGGGUCCAAUGGGAGUUCCAGGAUUUCAGGGCGUCAACGGGAUCCCAGGUCACCCUGGGCAGUCUGGACCUAGAGGCCUGCCUGGCCUAGAUGGCUGCAAUGGUACCACUGGGAGUCGUGGCAUUUCUGGACCAGAUGGGUUUCCUGGCCUACCUGGACUGCCCGGUCAUCCUGGCCCAAAAGGCCUUAAAGGAGAACCUGUUUUUGCUCAAGGCAGUCUUAAAGGAAUGAAGGGUGAAAAUGGUCUUCCUGGAUUGGAUGGAGUUCCUGGCCCAAAAGGUUUUCCAGGUCCAAUAGGUCCUGCAGGCCCUAUGGGAUUACCAGGUUUGCAGGGUCCAGUGGGUCGCCCUGGGCCACCAGGUCCAAAAGGUAACAUGGGAUUAGGCUUUCAGGGAGAGAAAGGAGAAAAGGGUGAUGUAGGGCUGCCUGGGCCCCCAGGUCCCCCACCAUCCACUGGAAUACUGGAAUUCAUGGGAUUUCCAAAGGGAAAGCAAGGAGAAAAGGGUGAGCCAGGUCCUCAAGGAUUCCCUGGAGACCGAGGAUUGCCUGGCAUCCCGGGCUUUGGAGGUGUUGGAGAAAAAGGAGAAAAAGGUGUGCCUGGCUUACCAGGUGGAAGGGGUCUUUUGGGACUGGAUGGAUUUGAAGGAAUUCCAGGAAGAAAGGGCCAUCCAGGUGUUCCAGGCUAUCCAGGACUGGAUGGAGUUGAAGGCAUGAAGGGUGAAUUAGGUGACAUCGGUCCCCCAGGUCCACCUGUCAUUAUUGACAGGGAAGGUGUAGUCAUUUCAGGUGCCCCAGGUGAUCCUGGAAACCCAGGAAUACCUGGUCCUCGAGGAGAGGAAGGGAUCAUUGGUUUACCUGGCCUUCCAGGGGCUCCAGGGUUUCCAAGUCUGGAGAGAGAUGGAAUGGGCCCUGAAGGGUCUCCAGGUAUUCCAGGAGUCAAGGGUGAAGUAGGAGAACCAGGAAGACCAACAAUUGGAAUACCAGGCCCUCCUGGCAGAGCUGGUUUACCGGGUCUGCCGGGAGCACCAGGAUUGCCUGGUUCACCACGCCCUUCAUUCUCCCCAGUGAUAAUCCUGAGUGGAAGGACUGGGGCUCCGGGGGAGCCUGGGCAAAGAGGGCUUCCAGGAGCUUUGGGUCCAAAGGGCUACAAAGGAGAAGCAGGUGAUUGUGCUUGUGAUGGAGGAGUUACAAGAGCUGGUCUAAAAGGCAUCUCAGGUCCACCAGGUCCGUCAGGAAGCCCCGGUGUACCUGGUGCCAAGGGCGUUUGUGGAGACCCAGGCUCUGUGGGAGCACCAGGACUGCGAGGCCGUCCGGCUUCAGCUGGUCAGCAAGGACUUCCAGGUCUUAAGGGAGAAAAAGGGGAUCCAUCCUAUGCAACACUCAAAGGUGCUCGUGGGGAUCGCGGUGCGACAGCACCCAGAGGACCUUCAGGCAUCCCAGGAACUCCAGGCAGGGAUGGACUUCCAGGCUUGCCAGGCCCACCAGGCCCUCCAGGUGAUGGUGGACUUGGUUUCCCAGGUGAAAAAGGUCUACCAGGACUACCUGGCUCCAAGGGCCAUCGUGGAGAAACUGGCUCUCCUGGCAUUGGAUACCCAGGUCCCAGUGGAGUUCGUGGACCACCAGGUGACACUGGAAUGGAUGGGUUUCCAGGACAAGCAGGUCUUCCAGGCUCUCCAGGUAUCACAUUGCCCUGCAUACUUCCUGCAGCAUAUGGGCCCCCAGGGACUCCCGGCUUUCCAGGACUGCCAGGUCCCAAAGGCAGCAAAGGCUUUUCUGGCAUUCCAGGCCAACCUGGAUUACAUGGGUCUAAAGGACAGCCAGGGUCUCCAGGAAUAAUAGGCUUGCUAGGGGAACCUGGCUUCCCUGGACCUCGAGGAGAGCAAGGCUCACAAGGACUUCCAGGACUGGAUGGAACAGAUGGUUUGCCUGGGAAAAUGGGUGCUCCAGGCUUAGUUGGAAUAAAAGGAGCUCUUGGAGAUGUAUUUGGUGCUGAGAGUGGAACCCUGGGAGAGCGUGGCCGACCUGGACUUCCAGGUGAUAAAGGGCUUACAGGUGAUACUGGAUUUCCAGGACCAAAAGGGCUGGAUGGACGACCAGGCCUCCUGGGUGUUAAAGGUGAACAGGGUCAUCCAGGAUAUUCAGGUGUCCCUGGAUUGCGGGGACCUCCUGGCCCUGGAGGUCCUUUUGGCAUUAAGGGAAAACCAGGACCCUUGGGAUCAGUUGGCCUUGCAGGAGCACCAGGCUGUCAAGGACCUCCUGGAGUCAAAGGCAUGGCUGGGGAUGUAGGACCACAAGGCCCUGCUGGUAUGAAAGGCUUCCCAGGUCUUAAUGGUGCUCCAGGAUCUCCUGGGGAAAGAGGAUUCUUAGGGCCACCUGGGCCUUUUGGUCAAGAUGGACAUCCAGGCUUCUCUGGGCCAAAAGGUGAGAAAGGGUCUUCUGGCCUGCUUGGUUUCCCUGGCAUGCCAGGACUGCCUGGUGUCCCUGGAGUGAAUGGGAUUAAAGGAACUCCUGGCACAGCUGGAGGAAAAGGAAGUCCAGGAGUUGUGGGACUUCAAGGUCAAAAAGGUGACAGAGGUGAUAUAGGUCCACCAGGUCUUCCUGUUCUUUGGACUUCAGAACAGGCACUGCAAAUCAAAGGAGACAAAGGAGAUCCCGGAUUAGCUGGACUUGGAGGGUUCCCAGGACCUAGAGGUGAUAAAGGAAUCCCAGGAAGCCGUGGCCAGGCUGGUCUCCCUGGUCCAGUUGGGUCACCAAGCAAAGAGAAAGGUCUCCAUGGUGACCCAGGCUUCCCUGGUCCACUUGGACAACCUGGCCUGCCAGGACAGAAGGGUGCACAUGGCAUCAUGGGAUUUCCAGGAAUGCCAGGAGACAGGGGUUCAGAUGGUCCCACAGGAACACUUGGAUUUCCAGGAUCUAUUGGCCUUCCUGGUCCAAAGGGUGAACAGGGAGAGUCUGUUGGUGUUCCUGGCAUUGCUGGACCAAAAGGAGAGAGAGGAGACCCUGGGUUUCCAGGAGAGAGAGGGAGAGAAGGACUCAAGGGUGAACCAGGCUACCCAGGAAACACUGGGGUAAAUGGACCCAAAGGCAGCACAGGAGAUCUUGGCCAAGAGGGACCAGCAGGAAUCCCUGGAAAUGCUGGGCUGAGAGGACCCCCUGGCCCACCAGGACCCCCAGGCCAGCCAGGAUCUGUUGGAUUCCCUGGAGUUCAUGGAACAGCAGGACCUAAAGGCUUUCAUGGAUUUCCAGGUUUAAGUGGUCUGAAUGGCUUGCAAGGCACAAAAGGGUCUCCUGGAACACCAGGUCUGAGUGAAGCUGGACUGAAAGGACCUGCAGGUCUCCCAGGUGCGAAGGGUGAAGAAGGCUCUCCAGGCUUGGAAAGAGGAGCUGCAGGAUUCCCUGGAUCAAAAGGCUCAUCGGGAGACAUGGGUCCCCCUGGUCCUAUGGGACUGCCUGGCCUGCCAGGAACACCUGGAGUUUCUCUUCCAUCUGGUAUACGUGGGAGACCUGGAGAUGCUGGCAUUCCAGGCACUGAUGGGAGUUCAGGUUUUCCAGGUCCUCCAGGACCACGAGGGCCCCCUGGCCCAGCUUCUGACCAAGGUGACACAGGAACUCCAGGUUUCCCUGGUGUUCUUGGCUUGCGAGGCAUUAAGGGCAAUGUGGGACCCACCGGUCCAAUUGGACUCCCUGGAGCAUCUGGAUUCAAAGGUGCAAGAGGUGAGCCUGGCCUGAUGGGCAUGCCAGGUAAAGAUGGGCCUCCGGGGGAUCCUGGUUAUGCUGGGCUGAAAGGUGAAAUGGGCCAUCGAGGUCUCCCUGGCAGACCAGGGGCUCCAGGAAUAACCCCACAGCCAGAAGAAGUGACAGCCCCUGCAGGAUUACCUGGUCUGCCAGGAAUUGAUGGUGUUCCUGGCUUUGAUGGAGAUCCUGGAUUACAUGGCCCAGCUGGAAAACCAGGCCCAAAAGGUUUGCCUGGGAGAUCUGGUUUGAAAGGACGUGAUGGCUUACCUGGAACUCCUGGCAUAGCUGGGGAUCCAGGACUUUCAGGUGCCCCAGGACCACAGGGAUUUGAAGGUGUUGCUGGGAAGCCGGGCUCCCUUGGUUUGCCGGGAAUGCCUGGUCGGAGCGUGGGUGUUGGAUACACUCUGGUGAAGCACAGUCAGUCAGAUCAGAUCCCCCCGUGUCCCAUAGGAAUGAAUAAACUCUGGGACGGCUACAGCUUGUUGUAUGUGGAGGGGCAGGAGAAGUCACACAACCAGGAUCUUGGUUUUGCUGGCUCAUGUUUGCCUCGCUUCAGCACCAUGCCUUUUAUUUACUGCAACAUCAAUGAAGUGUGCUACUAUGCCAGCCGAAACGACAAGUCUUACUGGCUGUCCACCACUGCUCCCAUCCCCAUGAUGCCCGUGGAUAGCGUCCAGAUCCCACAGUACAUCAGCCGGUGCUCUGUGUGUGAAGCACCUUCCCAGGCUGUGGCUGUGCACAGCCAGGACAUCACCAUCCCACAGUGUCCCCCAGGCUGGCGCAGCCUCUGGAUAGGAUACUCCUUCCUUAUGCACACUGCAGCAGGGGCGGAAGGUGGAGGCCAGUCCCUUGUCUCACCUGGUUCCUGCCUGGAGGAUUUCCGAGCUACUCCAUUCAUUGAGUGCAACGGUGCUCGGGGAACGUGCCAUUACUUUGCCAACAAGUACAGUUUCUGGCUGACCACAGUGGAGCAGGAGCAGCAGUUUGUCAGUGCUCCUCUCUCAGAGACUUUGAAAGCAGGGCAGCUUCGGACUCGUGUCAGCCGCUGCCAGGUGUGCAUGAAGAACUUGUAGUGACAGAAAUGCAGUUAUGGGAACAGUCUUUGCUACCCCAGAUUAGACAUCACUGACUGGAGAAGGAUAAAUUCACAAACCUAUUUUUUGUGUGUUUGAUGGGUGAAUCAAGACAAGCAGAACUCUGCAAAAAUCAAGUUUCAAGUUCAGGAGUUUGUGCACAAAGGAGGAAAAGACCAGUGUUUUGAAGCCAUUUUUUAAAUGAAACAUGGUGCUAUGUUUUUACUUCAAUGUUUUUUCCCCUCCUUUAUGGCUACCUCAGAAAGUCUCAGUGAGUUCCUUACUCAGACUGAAGAGCAGCUGACACCUCGUACCACUCUGUCUGAGGCACAUCCAGCUGUCACCCAGACAGACUAUGCCAAAGCUAUGCUUAAUUAGUGUCUAUGCAAACAGUAUUUGGUCUAGUGUUAGGGAGUGAAGACUCAUUCUUCUGUGAAACACAGAACUAGCUAAAAUUUGUCAGUAUAUGGAUUUCUUAGAAAAACUGAAUGUUUUGCUUUGCUUAUUACACAGGUGGAACAUUCUUUCCUCCAGUGACAGGUUUAAUCCAGACUGAUAUCCACAGCAGACCUUAAAGAGCUACACCAAUGAAAUAUGCAAUUUUUCAUAUGAAGAUAAAUCCAAAACACCUCUACCAUUUUUCAUUGCUUUGUAUUGAAAUAUGUUCCAGUCUGUUGGCUUCAAGGUCUGUGCUUAUCUCCUUGCAGCCACUGAUAUGCAGCCAUACCUCAUUAGCCAACAUUUUAUUAUUAUGAACAUAAAUUUCCUUUCUGAGGAACCUUUGGCAUGCUUAUUUUGUAAUUAUCCAAGCUGUGUGUGUUUGAAAAGUAGAGCCUUUGCUAGGUGGCAUGCAAGCUUAUGCAGAUACAGGAGUAAGCAGUUAUAGGAUGUACAUUUUUUACUCCUGCAGUCACCAUGUGUUGUAUACUGCUUUCUCUGGGCUUUAUUGCUAUUAGUUUAAAAAAACCUGUAUCUCUACUAUAUGCACUGUUAACUUUCCUUCAGGAUGUAAUUAAAGAGAAGUACCACUAACUGGAUUUUCCUUGUAUAUUUUAAGGGAAACCCAUGACAAAGGUAUGCUUAUACCUAUAAUGAAUUCAUUUAGGACCAUUAACCUCUCUGGAGUGAAGUGUGUGAAAUCCUUGGCUGUUGA
This is a messenger RNA of Ficedula albicollis (Collared flycatcher), 6184 nucleotides long. RefSeq names its product collagen type IV alpha 6 (gene COL4A6). The record is from RefSeq and is a predicted model, not a curated record. The coding region runs from base 1 to 5031 and encodes 1676 amino acids. NCBI's taxonomy places the organism in Eukaryota, Metazoa, Chordata, Aves, Passeriformes, Muscicapidae. Gene Ontology annotation, molecular function: extracellular matrix structural constituent. The transcript is spliced from 45 exons. Gene Ontology annotation, cellular component: basement membrane; collagen trimer.